Molecule: messenger RNA, 2828 nt
Organism: Oryzias latipes (Japanese medaka)
Lineage: Eukaryota; Metazoa; Chordata; Actinopteri; Beloniformes; Adrianichthyidae
Product: leukotriene B4 receptor 1
Biological process (GO): immune response; cell chemotaxis; G protein-coupled receptor signaling pathway
Cellular component (GO): membrane; external side of plasma membrane
Molecular function (GO): C-C chemokine binding; C-C chemokine receptor activity
Source: RefSeq, a predicted model, not a curated record
GUUGAGUGAAGAAGAAGAAAAAAAGCUGUUUUAUAAUAAAGUCAUGACAGAAUUCCAGGUACCGAUUGCUUUCAUGUUCCAGCUUUCACUCUUCAUUAACAUAUAUUUUAUAUUAAUAUUUAUUUAUAUAUUUUGUAAAAUCAAAAAUUAGGAACUAGAUCAUGAUGAAGGGUAACGACAGAUAAGAUAGAAUAAACUUGAAACUUCAUAGCCAGAUGUUAAUUAUUAGCUACUCUAAAAGAGGACAGAAAUGAAGUUGCAGUCCAAAGUUAACAUUUAUGGGAGUGUUGUAACAGAUUCAAAUUCAGAAAAAAAAAAGAAGUUACUUUGCUUUGGAUUUUCUUUCAUCCCUGAGCUGGACUUUUGGUGAAGUGUAACUUCAGCUUUUGCCUGGAAUCCUGAAUCAGUGGCCAAAACCAGCAGUCUCCUUCUCAAGAUCUGGAUCUUCAUUUAACAGCAAUCAUUUCUGUUAGAUAAGAGACAUUUUUUCCCCACAGGAUGUGGUUGGUACAACAACAAAAAAACAGGAGAAAAAAAACAAGAAAAAAUAUGUCUAAGCAAUUUUACUAAAACACACAACAUUGCAAAUGCAACAACAGUAGCCAUGUGAUAAUUGGGUCCUUGAAAAUACAUGGUUUCUGUUCAGUUUUCACAAAAAGGGAAGUGGAGUAUUGUUUUUGGAGACGUUUAAAUCAUUUCUUAGUCAGACAGAAGAGAACGUUAGAAGUAGAAUUCAUUUUUGGAGGAUGAAUCCCUUCACUGUGGAAUCCCCCACAGAGGCUCCUGAGGAGUAUGGCACCGGGACUGCACUGGCAUGCGUCAUUCUGGGCCUGUCUUUUUUGAUCGGAGUUCCAGGAAACCUGUUUGUGAUUUGGACCAUCCUGAGAUCCAUGAAGAAGCGUUCACACACGGUGAUGCUCAUCUUGCAUCUUGCUGUUGCAGACACCGUGGUCCUCAUCACCCUGCCUCUGUGGAUUUACUCCAUGGCGCACACCUGGGAGUUUGGAGAAGGAACCUGCAAAGCUUUGGUGUACUUCAUCAGUACCUGCAUGUACAGCAGCAUCUUCUUCAUCACUCUAAUGAGUGUGGAACGUUUUGUAGCGAUUUCUCAUCCAUUUGUAAUGCUGCGCUGGGGGAGCAAAGGUUCUAUGAACACAUUUCUUCUAUUUUUGUGGCUCCUUGCCUUUUCUCUUGGAACGCCAGCCAUCCUGACCCAAACUUUAAACGAAGCUGGUGGAGUUACCCAGUGUUUUUCUAGAGAGUUCAGCACUGAUACCCAAGCAAUCAUCAUCGUGUGCCUGGAGACACUAGCAGGAUUUGUACUUCCUUUAAUCAUUCUUUCCAUCUGUAGCUGUCAUGUCAGCAUGAAAAUCAAGAAACUGAGUUUUAAUUCAAAGCCAAAGUCAGUGGUUCUUAUUCACGCUGUGCUGAUUGCUUUCAUAUUGUGUUGGUUGCCUCACCAUAUUAUCAACAUCAUUACUGUCAUUUCCCUGGUGAUAUCAGACACUGAACAGGAAUACGUCCCUGAGUAUCUUGUCUUAAGCUCUGGUGCUCUUGUUUUCAUUAGCAGCUCGGUAAAUCCCAUGUUGUAUGCUUUCUUUGCAAAGAAUUUCAGAGGAAGUCUGGAAGGCUCUCGCCUGGUUAGGCUGUUUCAGGAAAUGACUGUUUAUACAAAUAAACUCAGAGAGCUGGCAGUACAGCAGCAGUCGGAUCAGGGGCCAUCCACCCAGGAAGUGUUAAUAUCUGAUAGUACAUGUUAAAAAUACCUUAAACCUGUGAAACUAAAUAUGAAACAUUGUAACAACAUUAACACAUUUUCUUCAUCUAAUUUAUCAAUUACACUCUACAAUUUCUGUUUAAUAUUAAAUAGUUUACCUUUUUACAGCAUUUUUGUGUUAGUAUUAUGUUACUUCAAAUACAUCUAAAUAAACCUUCUUACCUUGAGCACAAGAGAACAAAGUCCCUGUCAGAAGUCCGAGUUAUGUCUCCCCCUCUGGUCACCAGCGGGAAGCGUCUCCAGAGUUCUGAGUACGCUUCAUCUUCCAGCAUCCCCAGGGCAGUUUCUGGAUGACACACAUCUGACUUUCAUUUGCAAUCACUCACAAUAAACCUAAGUACCAUACUGCACUGAGCCUCACUCAGUGUGAAGUAUUGAGUCCCACUCUGCCUGCUUUACCAGGUGUUACAGCUAGACCUGAUCCUCUGAUGUCCUGACCCUGCUUUGUCCUUGACUCUGUUUGCCUGUCGCCUGCCCCCCGCCCCCGCAUCUGGAUCUUGACCAUCCUCGUUGUUUCUCUGAUUCUCCUCUGUCAGACACUGAUUUAGCUCUGUGGACUUUUAGCUGAAAAAAUAAACCUGCUGCAAUUAGAACCAGCUGCCUGCCUAUUUUGUGACAGUCCCACCUAUUUUGAAAAUAUGUCAGGUUUUAUUUUACAUCUAUUUUUAAAAGAUUAUUCUGGCUUUUAUUUUGAUAGAGGUCAAGAAUUCAAAAUUCUGCAUAUUUGCACAUUGUAACUACCUCUCUUUUUUGCACAAUUGAUGUCUUUUUUGUCCUGAGCUGUUCAAAUCUCGAUACAAUUUACAACUGUAAACUGAUUCUAAGAUACUCACACAGUUUCUUUAUUGUAACCAGAGAUGUGUUUGUCAUGGAAUUUAAAAUGAAUGAAAUUGUGAAUACGUAAAGUUUUUCCUAUUAUAACUGAAAAAAAAUCAAUGACUGGAUAAAAUGAUUAAAGUCAAUCUCAGUCUAAGUCCUCAUCACUCGUUGUCAAAAUUGUUACAUGAAGGAUAACUGUGCUUCUUCUUUUCAAUGAAAAUCUUUUAAACCA